AUGCUUAUUUAUCAGUUUGUUUUAGAUGCCACUACCAUACAAUACUCUCUUUCUCUAUCUAUCAAUGCCAUGCCCGUACAAUACUCUCUAUGGCUGCCACGCCCGUGCAACACUGUCUAUCUAUGGCUGCCACUCCCGUGCAACACUAUCUAUCUAUGGCUGCCACUCCCGUGCAACACUGUCUAUCUAUGGCUGCCACUCCCGUGCAACACUGUCUAUCUAUGGCUGCCACUCCCAUUUUUGCACUGUCUAUCUAUGGCUGCCACUCCCGUGCAACACUGUCUAUCUAUGGCUGCCACUCCCGUGCAACACUGUCUAUCUAUGCUGCCACUCCCCGCAUUUAACACUGUCUAUCUAUGGCUGCCACUCCCCGGCAACACUGUCUAUCUAUGGCUGCCACUCCCGUGCAACACACUGUCUAUCUAUGGCUGCCACUCCCGUGCAACACUGUCUAUCUAUGGCUGCCACUCCCUGCAACACUGUCUAUCUAUGGCUGCCACUCCCGUCUAUCUGUCUAUCUAUGGCUGCCACUCCGUGCACAACACUGUCUAUCUAUGGCUGCCACUCCCGUGCAACACUGUCUAUCUAUGGCUGCCACUCCCGCAACACUGUCUAUCUAUGCAACACUGUCUAUCUAUGGCUGCCACUCCCGUGCAACACUGUCUAUCUAUGGCUGCCACUCCCGUGCAACACUGUCUAUCUAUGGCUGCCACUCCCGUGCAACACUGUCUAUCUAUGGCUGCCACUCCCAUGCAACACUGUCUAUCUAUGGCUGCCACUCCCGUGCAACACUGUCUAUCUAUGGCUGCCACUCCCGUGCAACACUGUCUAUCUAUGGCUGCCACUCCCGUGCAACACUGUCUAUCUAUGGCUGCCACUCCCGUGCAACACUGUCUAUCUAUGGCUGCCACUCCCGUGCAACACUGUCUAUCUAUGGCUGCCACUCCCGUGCAACACUGUCUAUCUAUAUAUUACUAG
This is a messenger RNA of Acanthosepion pharaonis, 978 nucleotides long. The record is from the annotation of a GenBank genome assembly. NCBI's taxonomy places the organism in Eukaryota, Metazoa, Mollusca, Cephalopoda, Sepiida, Sepiidae.